Messenger RNA from Cuculus canorus (common cuckoo), 3344 nucleotides. It is a transcript of the gene DLST, whose product is annotated as dihydrolipoamide S-succinyltransferase. Gene Ontology annotation, molecular function: dihydrolipoyllysine-residue succinyltransferase activity. Lineage: Eukaryota; Metazoa; Chordata; Aves; Cuculiformes; Cuculidae. Gene Ontology annotation, cellular component: oxoglutarate dehydrogenase complex. The transcript is spliced from 15 exons. The record is from RefSeq and is a predicted model, not a curated record. The coding region runs from base 82 to 1467 and encodes 461 amino acids. Gene Ontology annotation, biological process: tricarboxylic acid cycle.
CUUCCGGCUCGCGCCGGGCCUGUUUCCGGUGUCCGCCCUCCGGCUCCUCCCGCCGCCGCCGCUGCCGCCGCCGCCGCCGCGAUGCUGCUGCUGCUGUGGCGGUCCCGCUGCCUCGGCCGGGCGCUGGGCCGCCCGUUGCGCGCGCUCCGGCAGGGGAACUGUACUCUGGCAAGAUGCUCUCUGUCUGGUGUGGCUGGGAGCCAGGGACUGGCUUACACCAACAGCCGGAAGCUUGUAGUAAAUAGCUCCAGUGUCUUCACUGUCCGUUACUUCAGAACCACUGCAGUACGUAGAGACGAUGUGGUUACGGUGAACACACCAGCCUUUGCAGAGUCAGUCACAGAAGGAGAUGUCAGGUGGGAGAAAGCUGUUGGAGACACAGUGGCGGAAGAUGAAGUGGUGUGUGAGAUUGAAACAGACAAGACAUCAGUCCAAGUUCCAGCCCCAGCAGCUGGUGUGAUUGAAGCCCUUCUGGUACCUGAUGGUGGCAAAGUGGAAGGGGGGACACCUCUGUUCAAACUCAGGAAAACUGGAGCUGCUCCCGCCAAAGCCAAACCAGCAGCAGCCCCCCCUCCUCCUGCAACCCCUGAACCUGUAGCUGCGGCUGCUCCUCCCCCUCCGGCAGCCCCGAUUCCCACUACAAUGCCACCAGUGCCGCCUGUGUCACCUCAGCCCAUCGACAGCAAACCAGUGUCUGCAGUGAAGCCGGCUGCAGCCCCAGCGGCAGCCCCUCCUGGGGAGGCAGUGCCCAGCAAAGGUGCCAGAUCAGAGCAUAGGGUGAAAAUGAAUAGGAUGCGUCAACGUAUUGCUCAGCGGCUGAAAGAGGCUCAGAAUACUUGUGCCAUGCUGACCACUUUCAAUGAGAUCGAUAUGAGCAACAUCCAGGAGAUGAGAGCUGUACACAAGGAUCCCUUUCUGAAAAAGCACAACCUGAAACUAGGUUUCAUGUCAGCUUUUGUGAAAGCUGCAGCUUUUGCUCUGCAGGACCAGCCCGUUGUGAAUGCAGUGAUUGAUGACACGACCAAAGAGAUUGUAUACAGGGACUAUGUGGACAUCAGUGUCGCUGUAGCAACUCCCCGGGGUCUUGUAGUCCCUGUCGUUAGGAACGUAGAAAACAUGAACUUUGCUGACAUCGAGCGUGCUAUCUACGAGUUGGGGGAGAAGGCACGGAAGAAUGAACUGGCCAUUGAAGACAUGGAUGGUGGCACUUUCACAAUCAGCAACGGAGGGGUUUUUGGGUCACUCUUUGGGACACCUAUCAUUAACCCACCCCAAUCUGCCAUCUUAGGCAUGCAUGCCAUCGUCAACAGGCCUGUGGCGGUGGGAGGCAAGGUCGAGGUGCGGCCCAUGAUGUACGUGGCGCUGACGUACGAUCACCGGCUGAUUGAUGGCAGAGAGGCAGUGACUUUCUUGCGCAAGAUCAAGGCAGCAGUGGAGGAUCCCCGCGUGCUGCUGCUUGACCUGUAGAGCAGCCACACCCCCACACAACCCGCCCAGGGCAGGGCUGCAGCACCAGCAGGGGCAAUGCAGGGCAUUCAGGAACUGGUAGGGGUCAUUCCAGUCUCCCUCUCUCCGCUGUGAGCGGAGCUGUCCUAGAGGGAAUUGUGGGGAUAGCUCCUACCUCCUUUCCUAUUCUAUUUAACAAAGUUUAUCUCUCACGAGGAUUGCUGUGCAGUGGGCCAACCACUGAAUGGCACUGCCUUUCCAGAGCCGUCUGUAUGGCAUCCUCUCCCUCAAAGCACCAAACUCUCACCUCUAGCUUGUCCUAUACCACUGGAAACUGCUUAUUGCUGCUGUGCUAGGGUACCCUAUCCUGCCGCUUCAAGGCGGGUUCAGCUUUAUUUCCUAGCACUGAGGUUUCUGGGAGUGAGAGGAGAGGAAAAGCCACUGUUCUGUCUCUGUGUUGCUUGAAAACAUUUCACACUCGUCUGUCUCGCAAGGGCAGUCUGGGAACCUCUGGGCCACUUGCAGCACAAGUUGUGAUCAGAGCAGGGCUCGAGGUAGGUGUCACGCCCCUGUCAGUGCCCUAGUUACACUCCCUCCACAGACAGGAAUGUAGCAGUGGCAGCUCCCCGGCUUUCCCUUGGAAGUUGUCUUUCUCCAGGCUGGUCACUGUGGCAUGAAUGUUCAUGUCUGGGUGGGCAGAGCCCGGGACUUCUGUGGAGGUAGCACUGUUCUUAGGGGGACAACCCUUUCACCAUUACAGGCCCAACACGGUGAUGAGAACCAAGCCCUAGCAGUUGUCCUUGAAUUCAUGGCUCACUGACAGUGGAUCUAACUGCUGGCUUCCUGCGUGCAAGGGCUUGGCCUGCUACCAGCAGAGACACAGCUGGGGAGGGCCAGGUCUUUAAAUGUAAUGUAUGUCCCAGCCCACGGCUGCUGGUUUUGGGGGGAGGGGGGCAGUCCUUAAUUCGAUAGCGCACACAUGUAUUGGGGAGUGAGGGGGUUGCUAGUGCCUGCAGAGUCUAUUACUCUUACCCUCUACACAGAACUUGUAACUAAAAUGUUUAACACAGCGGAUUUUAAAUGAAAUAAAACUGGGCAAUGACUGCAAGGUGAGGUGUGUUUGAGGGGUGAGCGGCAGCUCCUGGGUGAGAACUCUGGCAUCAGCAGCAUCCCUAGUGUAGCAUAAGCAUCUAUGUUAGCUAAUGGUGAGAAAGAAGAGGGAAUGGGAGAUGGACCCAUCCCUGGUGGUUCUAAACUGAGGCUUCUCUGGCUGUGAACUAUACUGUCCUCAAAACCUCUUUGGCACAGAAUUGACUCUUCCCAGCAAAGAUGAAGUUUUCAGGGCUGGAAAUGAUCCUUUUCUUGGUCUAGCCACUUAACGGUUACAGAUACCAAGGAAAUCCCAGUGUUUGCUAAAUGCUUUGAUGGCCAAGAGGGAGAACUGGGAUAGGCUCUGAAAGGUGUGGAGCCAGGCUGGUUGUAAAUCAUGAAAGUUUGAUAAAGGCUGUUAGGGGCUGCAGAGAGAGGAAGGAGACAAGAUCAAAGAAUUGUAAAGUAAAAGCUGUCUGUGGUGCUGAGAGCAUUUCCCCAAGGAGCUAUUCACGUUGGAACAAUAUGAAAUUGUUCUUGGAUCACAGCAGGGUUUUUCCAGCUCUGACAUCAACUUCGGCAAAUUGUUUGCCCUUCUCAACUACGAGUGAAGAAGGCAGCCCCUUUUCACAGAAAAUGAUUGCACUCACAGCUGUCACGCUGGCAAAGAGGAGAGCAAUUCCUAGUACUGGUUCCUCCAGCUUCCUGGCAGCUGUCGAGAUACCCGUGCUUGAAGUCAGCUUUCCUCUGACUGUCUGGGGUUGAAGUAGAUGAAGAGCAGAGGGAGAAAAACCACCUUUCCCAUGCUG